AAUCAUUUAUAUACCCACCGCUUUCUCUCUCUCUCCGCAACCUUCGUGCUCUUCGUCUGCCUUUGCGCACUUCCUUUUCCGCCAUUAAAGUCCUACACUCAUUUUCUCUCUCCUCUAAACCCCUAGAGCCUUUGUAGCUCUAGGGUUUAGAUUUUUUCCGAUAAUUUUCUCAAUUUUUAUUUUUUUUAUUUUUUUAUUUUAUCAAUUUUUUUCCGGAUUGAGUUCAGCUUGGUGGUACUGUACUAUUGCAUUUCCGAUUUUUCGAUCAUUUUUUUUUGGUAGGGGUUUUUGAGGAUUGAAUUAUGGAUCUUCCGAGCCUGGCUCUGAUUCUUCGUGCUGCUCUUAGUCCUAAUCCCGAUGAACGCAAAGCUGCUGAAGAUAGCCUUAAUCAGAUUCAAUUUACGCCCCAGCAUACGGUCCGGCUAUUACAGAUUAUAGUCGAUGGGAAUUGCGAUAUGGCAGUGAGGCAGGUUGCCAGUAUUCAUUUCAAGAACUUUAUUGCUAAAAAUUGGUCGCCUCAUGACCCUGAGGAGCAUUCGAAGAUCUCACCAGCUGAUAAAGCCUUAGUGAGGGAGAAUAUCCUUGUGUUUGUGGUUCAAGUUCCACCUCUUUUAAGAGUGCAAUUGGGUGAGUGCCUCAAAACAAUUAUUCAUGCUGAUUACCCCGAGCAAUGGCCUGGCCUUCUUCAUUGGGUGAAGCAUAAUUUGCAAGAUCAACAGAUCUAUGGUGCUCUGUUUGUUUUGCGGAUUCUUGCUAGAAAAUAUGAGUUCAAGUCAGAUGAUGAGAGGACACCUGUGCAUCAAAUUGUCGAGGAGACGUUUCCUCCUUUGCUCAAUAUAUUCAACAAGCUUGUCCAGAUUCCCAAUCCUUCAAUUGAUGUGGCAGAACUCAUAAAGCUUAUAUGUAAAAUAUUUUGGUCAUCUAUCUAUUUGGAGAUACCCAAACAGCUUUUUGAACCCAGUUUGUUCAAUGCUUGGAUGCUCCUUUUCUUAAACAUUUUAGAGCGGCCUGUUCCAAUAGAAGGCCAGCCUGCUGAUCCUGAUCAAAGAAAAUCCUGGGGUUGGUGGAAGGUAAAAAAAUGGACAGUUCACAUCUUGAAUCGGCUGUACACAAGAUUCGGAGAUAUGAGACUCCAAAACCCUGAGAACAAGGCUUUCGCCUUGAUGUUUCAGAAGAAUUAUGCAGGGAAGAUUUUGGAGUGCCAUUUGAAUCUGUUAAACGUGAUCCGUGCUGGUGGCUACUUACCUGACAGAGUUAUCAAUCUUGUUCUCCAAUAUCUAAGCAACAGUGUCUCAAAGUCCAGUAUGUAUCAACUGUUGCAACCACGACUCGAUGUUCUCCUUUUUGAAAUAAUUUUCCCCCUGAUGUGCUUUAACGACAACGAUCAAAGGCUUUGGGAUGAGGACCCUCAUGAGUAUGUAAGAAAAGGCUAUGAUAUUAUAGAGGAUCUAUAUAGUCCAAGGACUGCAGCGAUGGACUUUGUCAGCGAGUUGGUCAGAAAACGUGGAAAAGAAAACCUGCAGAAGUUCAUUCAGUUUGUUGUUGAGAUUCUAAAGAGGUAUGAUGACUACCCAUUGGAACACAAACCCUAUCGGCAGAAAGAUGGUGCUCUUCUUGCUAUUGGUGCUCUUUGUGAUAAGUUAAAACAAACUGCACCAUACAAAUCUGAGUUGGAGCGCAUGUUAGUGCAAUACGUAUUUUCUGAGUUUAAUAGCCCUGCUGGUCACCUAAGAGCCAAGGCGGCAUGGGUUGCUGGCCAAUAUGCGCACAUUAACUUCUCUGACCAGAACAAUUUCCGAAAAGCACUUCACAGUGUGGUGGCUGGGCUGCGUGAUCCAGAGCUUCCUGUUCGUGUUGAUUCAGUCUUUGCACUGCGUUCUUUUGUUGAAGCUUGCAAAGAUUUGGGAGAGAUACGACCCAUUCUUCCACAACUACUUGAUGAAUUUUUCAAACUGAUGAAUGAGGUUGAAAACGAAGACCUUGUAUUCACCCUGGAGACUAUUGUUGACAAGUUUGGGGAAGAGAUGGCACCCUAUGCUUUUGGAUUAUGCCAGAAUUUGGCUGCUGCAUUCUGGAAGUGUAUGAGUACUGCUGAAGCUGAUGAAGAGGGUGAUGAUCCAGGUGGUGCAUUGGCGGCUGUUGGUUGUUUACGAGCUAUUAGCACAAUUCUUGAAUCCGUCAGCAGGCUUCCUCAUCUCUUUUCCCAAAUUGAGCCUACCCUUCUGCCUAUAAUGCGGAGGAUGUUGACUACUGAUGGCCAAGAGGUCUUCGAAGAAGUUUUGGAGAUUGUGUCCUAUAUGACAUUCUUUUCUCCUACAAUUUCUCUGGAUAUGUGGAGUCUUUGGCCUUUGAUGAUGGAGGCACUGUCAGAUUGGGCUAUUGAUUUUUUUCCAAACAUCUUGGUACCACUGGACAAUUAUAUUUCCCGCAGCACUGCUCAUUUUCUAACUUGCAAAGAUCCAGACUACCAACAAAGUCUAUGGAAAAUGAUUUCCUGUAUAAUGGCUGAUAACAAUCUUGAAGAUGGCGAUAUUGAGCCUGCGCCAAAGCUCAUUGAAGUCGUAUUCCAAAAUUGCAAGGGCCAAGUUGACCAAUGGAUCGAGCCUUACUUAAGGAUCACUGUUGAGCGACUGCGUAGAGCUGAGAAACCAUAUUUCAAAUGCCUUCUGAUGCAAGUGAUUGCUAAUGCCCUUUAUUACAAUCCAAGUUUAGCAUUGAGUGUGUUGCAUCAGUUAGGUGUCUCCGCAGAGAUAUUCACUCUUUGGUUCCAAAUGAUACAGCAAGUGAAAAGAAGCGGUGUGCGUACUAACUUUAAAAGGGAGCAUGAUAAGAAAGUGUGCUGUCUGGGAUUGACGUCGCUGUUGUCACUUCCUGCUGACCAACUACCAGUGGAAGCCCUAGGACGUGUUUUCAGGGUUACACUUGAGCUGCUUGCUGCGUACAAGGAGCAGGUUGCAGAAGCUGCAAAGGAGGAUGAGGCUGAAGAUGAUGAUGAGAUGGAUGGUUUUGAUUCAGACGGUGAAGAUGAAGGUGAGGGCUCUGACAAAGAAAUGGGAGUUGAUGAGGAUGAAGGGGAUGAUGCUGAUAGCAAUCAUCUGAGUCGAUUAGCCGCACGGGCUAAAGCUUUCAGACCUACUGACGAGGAUGAUGACGAAUCUGAUGAUGAUUACAGUGAUGAUGAAGAAUUGCAAUCUCCAAUUGAUGAGGUUGAUCCUUUCAUAUUGUUUGUUGAUACAGUCAAAGUCAUGCAAGCUUCCGAUCCAUUAAGGUUCCAAAAUUUAAGUCAAACUCUUGAAUUCCAAUAUCAAGCACUGGCCAACGGAGUUGCCCAGCAUGCUGACCAAAGACGGGUGGAGAUUGAGAAGGAGAAAAUGGAAAAGGCAGCAGCUGCUUCCUCAUGAUUUCAUUAUUGUGGGUAAGCAAACAAGUGUUACACACUUACACUUACACCACACCACUUGGUUUUCUUUAAGAAUUUCCGAUUGUCCAUUUGUGAUGCAACCAGUAUCCAAGAUUGUGGCAGUAAAGAAGUUGAAGGGGUAUUUGUCUGGAAAGAGAUUGAGAAAGUUGGAAGGGUCUCGGUCUCACACAUUACCCCUAGGAUAACUUCCUGGUCGAAAGAUGCCUGGUGUUGUCUUGCAUGAGCUACAAAUGUCUACUUCUCUUGGUUUGCAACAUCCCUUUCGGGGUUUGUAGGGUUUAGGAAACAUAUGAUCUACUUUUAUGGAUAGAAGUGGAGAUAUGCGUGCAGGGUGUAUAAUACGCAUUCUUUAUGUAUUUAUUUAGGCAUCACCUAGGGUGUCCAAGGUUGUAUUCACAAUUUUGUGUCUAGUAUUGGUCCUUUUUAUGCAUUCUCAACUAUAUUGGUUGGUUGGGCCUUUUUUUCAUCUUUCUUGUGAGGGAUGGGUUUCAAUUUUGGCUACGAUGCAGCAGGUUAAGGUGACUUGCUGGUCUAUGUAAGACUUGUUGAUUAUUUUUUUGUAUCAUACCCAUAUACGCUUAAGAGUUAAAUUUUGCGGCGUUACAUCCCUCUAA
Molecule: messenger RNA, 4035 nt
Organism: Spinacia oleracea (spinach)
Lineage: Eukaryota; Viridiplantae; Streptophyta; Magnoliopsida; Caryophyllales; Amaranthaceae
Product: importin beta-like SAD2
Exons: 22
Coding region: 303-3401 (1032 amino acids)
Biological process (GO): protein import into nucleus
Cellular component (GO): cytosol; nuclear envelope
Molecular function (GO): small GTPase binding
Source: RefSeq, a predicted model, not a curated record